AUGAAGGCGGCGAGAGCCCUUAUGGUGGCGUCGACGGGCGGAGCGGUGGCGGUAUCAGUGGGGCUCUUGGCGCUCUCGAUCUACCUCGCGCUCAGCGGCAGUGGUAGCGCGUGCGCGCAGCCACUGGACGCGCCGAGCAACGCGAUGGGCGCGGUGCUGCUGAGCGCAAGCAUACUGGGGCUGAUCGGCGCGCUGGCGCACGAGGGGUGCCUUGAAUUCCUCUUCCUCUGCUGCUCCGCCGCCCUCACCCUCGCGCUCUUGGCAUACUCAGCGUUCGCCCUGGCAGUAACAGCGCCAUCCCCCAGCGCCACGGUGGGCGCGGCAGGGCAGGCGGUGUACAGCGUGGCGGGCUUCUCGUCGUGGCUGCAGGGGCUGGUGGCGCAGCCUGAGGCAUGGGAGGCCAUGCGCACAUGCCUGGUGUCCAACAGCUCCUGCCCUGCCCUGCCACCUCCUUGGAGGGGUGCUGGGGGAGAGAUGGGAGGGAUACACAAAAGCAGCAGCAACAGCAGCAGUAUUGCAGCUGCAUCCGGUAGCUCUGGCGUCAAGAACCCAUCAGUCAUACAGAGUGGGUGCUGCUUUUCCCCCGCCCCGUGCAGCACGAACACAACUCUUUCCACGACACCUAUCCUGUCGUCUGCCCCAUCACCUGCGCCAUCAGUCGCCCUCUCACCAGUAGCACCAGCAGCACUUCCUGCACCCUCCGUGGCAAAGUCAUCGCACACUGACAACCAUUUGCAACCAACCAUCCGGACCACUGCUGUUCGCGCCAAUUCCACAUCGUUCUCAGAUUGCACCAGCGCUGACCCAGGCGGUGGUGGGAGGUGUUUCAGCUGCGACACAUGCAAGGCAGCGCUCCUCAAGGUCGUGAGGGACGACCUCUCUCUCGCUGGCUGCGUGUGCCUCACUGUUUCCUGCCUGCUGGUCGUGCUGUUGGGCGUGGGAGGGCCGCCUGCCGUGUGGGCUGGCAGCCAUGUGCCGUUCACCCAGGGCGUGUGA
Closterium sp. NIES-65 is the source of this 996-nucleotide messenger RNA. The record is from the annotation of a GenBank genome assembly. NCBI's taxonomy places the organism in Eukaryota, Viridiplantae, Streptophyta, Zygnematophyceae, Desmidiales, Closteriaceae.